Molecule: messenger RNA, 1689 nt
Organism: Aphanomyces invadans
Lineage: Eukaryota; Oomycota; Saprolegniomycetes; Saprolegniales; Verrucalvaceae
Exons: 9
Coding region: 22-1617 (531 amino acids)
Biological process (GO): carbohydrate metabolic process
Molecular function (GO): kinase activity
Source: RefSeq, a predicted model, not a curated record
CGAUCUUGGCACACUUUCGACAUGAAGCUCGCAGCGGCUGCAGCGGCCGGCGCAGCGGCCAUUCUCUCAUCUGCAUGGGCAUAUCGAAGGGCUGUGCGCAUAAAAAGGCAAUUGGAGGUCAAGGAGAAGGCAAAUGCCAUUCUUGUUGUCGACAUUGGAAGUUCGUCCGUGCGUGCGAGUGCUUAUGUCCUGCAUGGCGACACGUGGACACUUGUACCGGGCUCACUCCACCAACUCAAACUGCGAGCACUAGCACACGACGGUACUGCUUCAGUGGCCGUCAUUCAAGAAGCGGUGGAAGGGGUGAAGGACCAGACGACGGCUUGGCUGUCAAAGGACGCUGCGUUUCGAAUUGUGGGCGUUGGGUUUUCUUGCUUUGCCAUGUCGCUCGUUGGAGUCGAUAAGACUGGCAAACCCAUGACGCCAGUGCUGACGUACGCUGGUCGAUGUGCGUCGGAUGCGAAAGCUUUGACGAAGGCAUUGGCCAGUCAUGGAUUGCAGCACGAGAUAUACAAUCGAACGGGCGUGCCCAUCCAUCCUGCGUAUGCAGCGCCUCAGUUGCUAAAACGUGGUGCGACUACCGAUGUGGCGAUGUGGCAGUCGCUGGUUGGGGUGUUGUUGUGGCAUUGGCUUGGCAGCGAAUCUCCCAUCCCGAUGAGCUACAGUGAAGCGUCGUGGACAGGGCUCGCAGAUUUUAGAGACGCUGCAUGGGACGCCAAGCUCCUGGAACUCAUUCAUGUGGACGUGAGUACGCUGCCAACCAUCCAAGAUCCGUCGAUUCCAGUAGCUGGGAGAUUGAAGCCCGCAUUGGCGAAGCGAUGGCCUAUCCUUCAAGAUUCCCCGUACUUUUUGGCGCUGGCCGACGGAGCCGCAGCUAACAUUGGGUCCAACUGUACUACCCCAGAUCGCAUUGGGCUGACGGUGGGAACAAGCGCAGCCAUGCGCGUACUGCUUCCAGUCAUAGCCAUUCCCAAAGUACCUCGAGGGCUGUUUUGCUACCGCGUGACUUCGACGCAUGCAAUUCUCGGGGGCGCCCUCACGGACGGCGGCUCCGUGUUCGAAUGGGCUCGGCAAACGCUGGCACUACCUCCAGACGCCAUGCGACAAGUGGAAGCUUUGAAUCCAGGAGAGCACGCGCUCACGAUACUUCCGUUCUUAAACGGGGAGCGUGCCCCUGGGUGGCACGAAGAUGCCAAGUGUACGAUUAGCGGGAUCACGGCCGCCACGACGCCGGUGCACAUCCUACGGGCGGCGUUGGAAUCGGUCGCUCUGCGCUUGGGGUCCAUAUAUGCCUUGCUCGGCGACUUUGUCACCCCAGACGCUCAGCUGAUCGCUAGCGGCACAGCGCUGAGCGCGUCGCCCGCGUGGCGACAAAUCAUCGCGGAUGUCGUUGGUCGGUCCGUGUGGCUCGAGACUGACGCAAUUGAACUGACUUCCCGUGGCGUGGCGACACUGCUGGGAGCCCACCUUGGCAACUCGGACGAACCGCAGGCAGCGACAAAACGCACCAAGCACUUGCAAAGCUGCUCGACACCAUCUUUACAAGCGCACGCGGCGUACUUGGCCAUGCGGCAGCGGCAAGACACACUGUAUUCGAACGUGUUAGGACACUGGUGACGUAAUUGGCACACGUGUAAAGGAGCACACAAUGUGUUGAAACUAUGCAAGUGCGUCGUCGACAAUGAUUCG